This is a messenger RNA of Oncorhynchus keta (chum salmon), 5543 nucleotides long. RefSeq names its product SH3 domain-binding protein 5-like. Lineage: Eukaryota; Metazoa; Chordata; Actinopteri; Salmoniformes; Salmonidae. Gene Ontology annotation, molecular function: protein kinase inhibitor activity. The record is from RefSeq and is a predicted model, not a curated record. The transcript is spliced from 10 exons. Gene Ontology annotation, biological process: negative regulation of protein tyrosine kinase activity; intracellular signal transduction. The coding region runs from base 603 to 1868 and encodes 421 amino acids. Gene Ontology annotation, cellular component: cytoplasm.
CUAUUCUGUUGUUCUUCUGUAACAAAAUGCUAACAAGCUGCUUACAUAAACGUUAGUAGAUAGCUGGUUUAUUCUGAACUUGUAUAUACAUUAGAUAUUUAGCUUGAGGUCUUUUGUUCAUUACUCCUGUAUGAUAACACAACAAAUUCGUGCUCUCUGGGUCACUCGCACAACAACAUCUGCAUUCAUCUUAGUAGUCAGCAGAGGACGCAUUAAACCCAAAUCUCGUUUUAUCCGAGCUCUCAUUCCACAGCCGUUUCGCGCUCUCUCCUCUCAUUAAACUCACUCACUCUCCCGGUCGCUGUCUCUGUCUGGGAAGGUUGCUUCCAGCAAAACCGCCUGUUGGGAUUCAUUUCAGUGGUGAGCUACAAACAGACACGCUCUCCUGCUGUUUUAUGUCUAUCCCGGACGUCUGUAGUAUAUUCGUGUGUUUGCGAGCCUGCUGUGUGUUUAUUCUAUUAUAACGGAAUACACUCGAAUCUUCUCCCUGUGAAGAAAGAGGCGACGGACCGCCUGAACUCAACUAGCCGCUAAAGUAUCAUCUCGGUGGGGGUCUUGUUUUGUGUUUAACGGAGGACCCUGGUUCUGAGAACCCCCACAAAAUGGAGAAGUUAGAGAAGGGAAUCAAGCCAGUGGAAGAGUGUGAAUCUCCCGAGGACGAAGUGGUUGACCCCCGGAUCCAGGGGGAGUUGGACAAGUUGAACCAGUCUACAGAGGACAUCAACCGCUGGGAGACAGAGCUGGAGGACUGUCGUCAGAGGUUCCGCGCGGUGCUGGUGGAAGCCACGGUGAAGCUGGAUGAGCAGGUGAAGAGGAUCGGCAGACCUGUAGAAGACUCCAAACCUUACUGGGAGGCCAGGAGAGUGGCCAGACAGGCCCAGCUGGAGGCCCAGAGGGCAACAGGUGAGUUCCAGCGUGCGGUGGAGAUCCUGGGGGCGGCUAAAGAGACCAUCGCCCUGGCAGAGGAGAGACUCCUGGAGGAGGACAGCAGACAGUUUGACUCAGCCUGGCAGGAGAUGCUCAACCACGCCACCAACAGGGUGAUGGAGGCGGAGAUGACGAGGACUCGUAGCGAAUUAGAGCACAGAAAGACGGCGAACCACUACAACGCCUGCAUCAGUCAUAUGAGACAGCUCGAGAAGAAACUCAAACGCACCAUCAACAAGUCCAGGCCAUAUUUUGAACUGAAGGCGAAAUACUACCUAAAACUGGAGCAACUAAAACGUUGCGUAGACGAGCAUCAGGCGAAACUGACCGUCGCCAAGGCAGAAUACCGCACAGCGCUGCGUAACCUAGAGACCAUCUCAGAGGAGAUCCACGCCCGGCGACGCUCCAUCACCAUGGGAACCAGAGGGAGGGGCGUGGGGGCCGAGGGCGAGGGAGGCCAUGAUGACAUUACCAACUUCAAGAUGGAGUCAGACGGACUGUCCAUGGUGUCUGUGACGUUUGAUGAAGAAGGAGGAUCAGAGGAAGAGACAGAAUCACACUCCACUUCCGCUCCCCUCGACAUGACCUCCUCCUCCCAUCAUCCCUCCUCCUCCUUCUUCACCCCCUCUGCCCCCUCUCUCCUCUCCUCGUCCUGUCCCAGUACCAUGGAGGGACCCAGUCCUGGCGGCUGGCUAAGCCCAGAGUCGAGGUGUGGUUCAGGGCGUGACUGUACUCACCUCGGCCCCCGUUCCCAGUGCAGUGGGGCCUCCUCCCCAGACCCAGACUGCGACCAAGAGAGAGGGGACAGAGCAGAGGGAGCAGAGCAGAAGUCGGGUCUGGGUAAGCUGACCCUGACCAUAACACACCCACUGCAUCCCGGGAAGGAUGACCCCAAAGGUGACCCUAAGACGACCUCUAGCCCCACACCCCACAGUCCAUAGCCCCGCUCCCAUCAUCCUCCUGACCAACAGCGAAUAACGGACAGAAGACUUCACCUCUCACAUCGUAUCAUUGACUCAUGACCUUUAAACCUGAACUCUGAACUAUGAGACUUUCUAUGGACUUAAGUGUUUAUGUUCACCCCAGAGGGAAAUCUGAAAUCAGCCCCUAUUCCACACAUAGGAAAUAAAGAAUAGUGGAAAUCAGUGGAGGCUGAUGGGAGGAGCUAUAGGAGGACGGGCUCGUUGUAAUGGCUGGAAUGGAAUGAAUGGAACAGAGUCAAACGUGUGGUUUUCAUGUUUGAUACCGUUCCAUUUCAUUCCAGACAUUACAAUGAGCCCGUCCUCCUAUAGCUCCUCCCAUCAGCCUCCACUGGUGGAAAUAGGGUGCCAUUUUGGAUCUUGUCCAGAACUGAUGGGGAGGAAUCUGGAAGGGGAAGUCAACAUGAUGGAUACCUGGGGAUUGUGGGGGGAGCAUAGCCAGCCCAGUCCAUGGUCAACUCCUUAAAAGAUUCGAAGGAAGGGUGUGAAAGAGGCAUUGCUACGGCUGCAUCCUGUCACAAAGGGUGACUUCCACACAUCCUGUCAUGGACUUCAAAACAAUGGAAGGGAGUUUCCACUAUCGUUAAUUGUUGGAAUAACCCUGGAGAGAGAUGUUGACUGUUGACUUGUGGUCUCAGUGGGGAUGUGAGACAGAGGUUAAUGUGGUCUCAGUGAGGAUGUGAGACAGAGGUUAAUGUGGUCUCAGUGAGGAUGUGAGACAGAGGUUAAUGUGGUCUCAGAGAGGAUGUGAGACAGAGGUUAAUGUGGUCUCAGAGGGGAUGUGAGACAGAGGUUAAUGUGGUCUCAGAGGGGAUGUGAGACAGAGGUUAAUGUGGUCUCAGAGGGGAUGUGAGACAGAGGUUAAUGUGGUCUCAGAGGGGAUGUGAGACAGAGGUUAAUGUGGUCUCAGAGGGGAUGUGAGACAGAGGUUAAUGUGGUCUCAGAGGGGAUGUGAGACAGAGGUUAAUGUGGUCUCAGAGGGGAUGUGAGACAGAGGUUAAUGUGGUCUCAGAGGGGAUGUGAGACAGAGGUUAAUGUGGUCUCAGAGGGGAUGUGAGACAGAGGUUAAUGUGGUCUUAGAGGGGAUGUGAGACAGAGGUUAAUGUGGUCUCAGAGGGGAUGUGAGACAGAGGUUAAUGUGGUCUCAGUGAGGAUGUGAGACAGAGGUUAAUGUGGUCUCAGUGAGGAUGUGAGACAGAGGUUAAUGUGGUCUCAGUGAGGAUGUGAGACAGAGGUUAAUGUGGUCUCAGAGGGGAUGUGAGACAGAGGUUAAUGUGGUCUCAGUGAGGAUGUGAGACAGAGGUUAAUGUGGUCUCAGAGGGGAUGUGAGACAGAGGUUAAUGUGGUCUCAGAGGGGAUGUGAGACAGAGGUUAAUGUGGUCUCAGUGAGGAUGUGAGACAGAGGUUAAUGUGGUCUCAGUGAGGAUGUGAGACAGAGGUUAAUGUGGUCUCAGUGAGGAUGUGAGACAGAGGUUAAUGUGGUCUCAGAGGGGAUGUGAGACAGAGGUUAAUGUGGUCUCAGAGGGGAUGUGAGACAGAGGUUAAUGUGGUCUCAGUGAGGAUGUGAGACAGAGGUUAAUGUGGUCUCAGUGAGGAUGUGAGGCAGAGGUUAAUGUGGUCUCAGAGGGGAUGUGAGACAGAGGUUAAUGUGGUCUCAGUGAGGAUGUGAGACAGAGGUUAAUGUGGUCUCAGAGGGGAUGUGAGACAGAGGUUAAUGUGGUCUCAGUGAGGAUGUGAGACAGAGGUUAAUGUGGUCUCAGUGAGGAUUUCCCAGAGGGAACAACAGAAGGACAGACACACUGUGACAUCACACCACUGAACCCUAGACUUAUGAUCCCUGAUCCCACAGCACGUGUGGUUCCUCAAUUAAAAGUUUCAAGUUUAUGCCGGAACCGUUUGUGGUAGACGGUGGCAGAUUGUGGUAAAUUGCAUCAUUCUGUCAUUGCACCACACUAUCACAAGGGGGAGUUAGAGCGCUGAUUUUGAUUUCUCUCCCUCUAAAAACAGAUAGAAAUAAUUCUAAAUAACAAACUGGCUUAAUUUACCACAGUGUGAAAGGCUGACAGCCCCUCUAUAUAGAGUUUCUGAAACACAGAGUCUUUCUUUGCUGAUGUGAAGAAGAAACUGAAUGAAAGAGAGUCCAGUGAGGAUCGGGAGGGAAAAAGGUUUCCCAAGUCCUGAGCUAUUUUUUUAUUAACCCUUAUUUUUGACUGAGAACACGUUCUCAUUUACAGCAACGACCUGAGGAAUAGUUACAGGGGAAGGGAGGGAUCAAUGAGCAAAUUUCUAAGGGACGUUCUCUUGAUAAGUGUGUGAAUUGGACCAUUUUCCUGUUCAAAUGUAACAAGUACUUUUGGGUAUCAGGUAGUAAAAAGUACAUUAUUUUCUUUAGGAAUGUAGUGAAGUAGAAGUAAAAGUUGGCAAAAAAUAUAAAUUGUGAAAGUACAAUAAAACGACUUAGAACGUUAAAGUAUUUUUACUUACUUUUACACCACUGUCUCUGAUAUAGGGUCCAGUACAUCAUGAGGAGGAAACAGUGAAUUAUUGUGGAACACAUUGCAGUUCGUGAGGUGUAGGCUACAAUAUUUGAUGUAACUGUUUGCUUUGUAAAUAGCUAAACCUACCAUCAAAAAUCAAAUAUGGGCCUGGUCCCUGGCGAGAAAUUGCCUCCCCCCACAAAUGGAGUUUGAGGGGAUGCUUGGGACUCGGCUUGCUUGAUCUUCUUCCUUUUGUCCUGUAGCAAUUUUGAGGAAAUUGCUCAAGGGCCACGGUUGAUUAUUCCGUGGAGAUGACGUUAUUGAAUGCCUCGCCAGCUUCGAUCCAUCCCUGGGCCUGCAGCACGCAACAUUCUUUGUUUGUCAGACAAUCAUUGGGUCGAAACUACAGAACAAAACAAGACACAUGGUUAAAGUUCUGUAAAUGUUAUAUAUAUAUAUACAGGACCAGUCAGAAGUUUGGACACAGCUUCUCAUUCAAGGGUUUUUCUUUAUUUGUACUAUUUUCUAUAUUGUAGAAUAAUAGUGAAGACAUAAAAACUUUGGGAUGAGGUGGACCGCAGAGUGAAGGAAAAGCAGCCAACAAGUGCUCAGCAUAUCUGGGAACUCCUUCAAGACUGUUGUAAAAUCAUUCCAGGUGAAGCUGGUUGAGAAAAUGCCAAGAGUUUGCAAAGCUGUCAUCAAGGCAAAUAAAUGGUGGCUACUUUAAAGAAUCUCAAAUAUAAAAUAUAUUUCGAUUUGUUUAACACUAUUUAGGUUACUACAUGAUUCCAUAUGUGUUAUUUCGUAGUUUUGAUGUCAUCACUAUUAUUCUACAAUGUAGAAAAUAGUUAAAAUAAAGAAAACCCUUGAAUGAGUAGGUGUGUCCAAACUUUUGGCUGGUACUGUAUAUACAGUGGGGAGAAAAGUAUGUGAACCCUUUGGAAAUACCUGGAUUUCUGCAUAUAUUGGUCAUAAAAUGUGAUCUGAUCUUCAUCUAAGUCACAACAAUAGACAAACACAGUCUGCUUAAACUAAUAACACACAGACAAUUAUACGCUUUCAUGUCUUUAUUGAACACACUGUGUAAACAUUCACAGUGCAGGGUGGGAGAAGUAUGUGAACCCUUGGAUUUAAUAACUGGUUGACCCUCCUUUGGCAG